Arachis duranensis is the source of this 839-nucleotide messenger RNA. RefSeq lists its product as uncharacterized. The record is from RefSeq and is a predicted model, not a curated record. NCBI's taxonomy places the organism in Eukaryota, Viridiplantae, Streptophyta, Magnoliopsida, Fabales, Fabaceae. The transcript is spliced from 3 exons. The coding region runs from base 206 to 490 and encodes 94 amino acids.
GGGGAGUAAGGAAUCCAUGGCCUUCUCGUCCAGUUAACUCUCUUUCCUCUUCUGCAAGUAAUCACAUCACAACUCUCUAAAAUCCCACUUUGCAUUCACCCAACAAUUGUCGAAGAAUCUUCUCGAGAAGGCGCGAAAGUUUUACAAAUCAGCUUGGGUUCAUUAUUCCUCGAUUUUAUUCGUUCCUUUUCCGUCUGCGGAGAGCAUGGACACUCAGAAAGGCCAAUCUGAAAAGCAGUCUUUACCUACAACCAAUCCAUUUGUUGUUACUUCGUGUCGAAAGAAGAAGAACGAGGAAGCGACUUUCUUGGAGGAUUUGAAAGAUCACAUUGACGAGUUCAUUCAUGCUUCUAUGGAUGAACACAAGACUUGCUUUAAGAAUACAGUUCAGAAGAUGUUUGGUUUAUCUAAGGUGGUUGCUGAGCAGAACGCUAAUGCUGCAAGAGAAGUUGAAAGUUCUUUGCAUCUUCAGACAACUGUACAAGAUUAGUUUUCUUGUAAAGGAAUUGCAUUGUGUUUAGUUGUUUUCACCGGUAAUGUUUUCACAAUCAUCAUUGAAGUUGGUGUAUUCAUCACCAAUUUAGUUAACAAAAUAAAUGUAUGCAAUUAAUUGCCGUUGUGGUAAUCUAAUUGCUGGUUGAAUUGCAUUAGAGCAUCAAUGGUAGAAGAGAUUCAUAACUGCUUUGAGAUGUGAAAAAACUGUCAAACACAGGUCAAGGAGCCCAAACAUAAGAAAUAGUCAUCGUUGAAUUUGUUUUGCUAAAUAAAUGUAUGUAACAAUUUUUACUGAAACUUUUCCAAUCCACUUCGGAAAAAAUAUUCGGCCAACGAUAAGGAUU